This is a messenger RNA of Knipowitschia caucasica, 3588 nucleotides long. The record is from the annotation of a GenBank genome assembly. Lineage: Eukaryota; Metazoa; Chordata; Actinopteri; Gobiiformes; Gobiidae.
AUGUACAGAUAUUUCAGUGUCAGCGUGUCUGCAGGAAGACGGAGGAUGAGCCGAAGACUGGGGCUGAACGCAAACACAUCACAGUUCACUUUGGAGGGAGAACCUUUCCGCAUCAUUGGAGGUACCAUACAUUAUUUCCGCAUUCCAAGGGCCUAUUGGAGAGAUCGGCUCCUGAAGAUGAAGGCGUGUGGCAUCAACACAGUCACCACAUAUGUGCCAUGGAGUCUACACCAGCCCCAAAAACACCUCUUCAAUUUUCAGACGCAACUGGAUUUGGAAGCGUUUUUAAACCUUGCAUCGGAGCUGGAAAUGUGGGUGAUUUUAUGUCCAGGGCCUUACAUUUCAUCUGAACUGGAUCUCGGAGGACUGCCAAGCUGGCUUCUCCGAGAUGACAAGAUGAAACUCAGAACUACAUACGCAGGGUUCACUGAGGCGGUCAAUGCUUAUUUCGACAAGUUGAUUCCUAAUUUAGUCCCACUGCAGUUCAAAAAAGGAGGUCCUAUUAUUGCAGUGCAGGUUGAAAAUGCAUAUGGAUCUUUCGCCAAAGAUGAUAGUUAUAUGAAGUUUAUUAAAGAGGCUUUGCAAACUAGAGGGAUAACUGAGCUCUUACUUACAUCCGACUCUCAUAACACUUUAAAAUCAGGAAGUGUGAAUGGAGUUGUAAGGACAUUAAAGCUACAGAAGCUGAAUCAGAAAGACAUCCAGGAUUUGAUUGCCUUACAACCCAAUAGCCCGACAAUGAUCAUGGACUACUGGACUGGCUGGUACGAUACAUGGGGUGAGCUCCAUCAUACCCUUCCACCAGAAGAUAUGGUUUCAACAGUGAGAGAAAUUCUAAGACGGGGCAUAUCUGUCAGCUUGUAUAUGUUCCAUGGAGGAUCUAGUUUUGGUUUCAUGAGCGGAGCCCUGGCUGAUCCCACGUAUCGAGCUCUGGUUCCCAGCUAUGAUUAUAACGCUCCAUUGUCUGAAUCUGGAGAAUACACGCCUAAGUAUCAUCUUCUUAGAGAUCUACUUUCUCGCUAUAGCACAGAUGAUAGACCCUUCCCAGAUAUGCCCACUUUACAUUACAGAGAGGCCUAUGAACCUGCCAUAAUGUACCAGCACUUGUCCAUGUGGGAUGCUCUGAGCUUCACAGAAAAACCGUUCAAGUCACACAAACCAGUGAGCAUGGAGAAUCUCCCUGUGAAUGGCAACAGUGGACAAGCUCAUGGCUACACUCUGUAUGAAACCACUAUCACCACUGGAGGAAUCCUGAAGUCUGGAGACAGUGUGAGGGACAGGGCACUGGUGAGUCUGUCUAAACAUGCGCUGCUACUUUCCACCCUCCUUCAAACCUCCUUCCAAAUUCCCCCCAACCUCCUUCUAACCUACUUCCAACCUCCCUCCAAAAUCAUUCCACCCUCAUUCGACCCUCCUUCCAACCUCCUUCCAACCUCCUUCCACUCUCCUUCCAACCUCCUUCCACCCUCCUUCUUACCCUCCUUCUACCCUCCUUCCGCUCUCCUUCUACCCUCCCUCCAACCUCCCUCCAACCUCCUUCUACCCUCCUUCCGCCCUCCUUCUAACCUACUUCCAACCUCCCUCCAACCUACUUCCAACCUCCCUCCAACCUCCUUCUACCCUCCCUCCAACCUCCCUCCAACCUCCUUCCAACCUCCCUCCAACCUCCCUCCAACCUCCUUUCUACCCUCCUUCCAACCUCCUUCCAACCUCCUUCCAACCUCCUUCCAACCUCCUUCCAACCUCCUUCCACCCUCCUUCCAACCUCCUUCCAACCUCCUUCCAACCUCCUUCCACCCUCCUUCCAACCUCCUUCCACCCUCCUUCCAACCUCCUUCCAACCUCCUUCCACCCUCCUUCCAACCUCCUUCCAACCUCCUUCCAACCUCCUUCCACCCUCCUUCCACCCUCCUUCCAACCUCUUCCAACCUCCUUCCAACCUCCUUCCACCCUCCUUCCAACCUCCUUCCACCCUCCUUCCAACCUCCUUCCAACCUCCUUCCAACCUCCUUCCAACCUCCUUCCAACCUCCUUCCAACCUCCUUCCACCUCCUUCCAACCUCCUUCCACCCUCCUUCCAACCUCCUUCCAACCUCCUUCCACCCUCCUUCCAACCUCCUUCCAACCUCCUUCCAACCUCCUUCCAACCUCCUUCCACCCCUCCUUCCACCUCCUUCCAACCUCCUUCCAACCUCCUUCCAACCUCCUUCCAACCUCCUUCCAACCUCCUUCCAACCUCCUUCCAACCUCCUUCCAACCUCCUUCCAACCUCCUUCCAACCUCCUUCCAACCUCCUUCCACCCUCCUUCCAACCUCCUUCCAACCUCCUUCCAACCUCCUUCCACCCUCCUUCCAACCUCCUUCCACCUCCUUCCAACCUCCUUCCAACCUCCUUCCAACCUCCUUCCACCCUCCUUCCAACCUCCUUCCAACCUCCUUCCAACCUCCUUCCAACCUCCUUCCACCCUCCUCCCAACCUUCUUCCAACCUCCUUCCAACCUCCUUCCACCCUCCUUCCAACCUCCUUCCACCCUCCUUCCAACCUCCUUCCAACCUCCUUCCAACCUCCUUCCAACCUCCUUCCAACCUCCUUCCAACCUCCUUCCAACCUCCUUCCAACCUCCUUCCACCCUCCUUCCAACCUCCUUCCACCCUCCUUCCAACCUCCUUCCAACCUCCUUCCACCCUCCUUCCAACCUCCUUCCACCCUCCUUCCACCCUCCUUCCAACCUCCUUCCACCCUCCUGCCAACCUCCUUCCACCCUCCUUCCAACCUCCUUCCACCCUCCUUCCACCCUCCUUUCAACCUCCUUCCACCCUCCUUCCACCUCCUCCAACCUCCUCCACCACCUCCUCCCAACCUUCUUCCAACCUCCUUCCAACCUCCUUCCACCCUCCUUCCAACCUCCUUCCAACCUCCUUCCAACCUCCUUCCAACCUCCUUCCAACCUCCUUCCAACCUCCUUCCACCCUCCUUCCAACCUCCUUCCACCCUCCUUCCACCCUCCUUUCAACCUCCUUCCACCCUCCUUCCAACCUCCUUCCAACCUCCUUCCACCCUCCUCCCAACCUUCUUCCAACCUCCUUCCAACCUCCUUCCAACCUCCUUCCAACCUCCUUCCAACCUCCUUCCAACCUCCUUCCACCCUCCUUCCAACCUCCUUCCACCCUCCUUCCAACCUCCUUCCAACCUCCUUCCACCCUCCUUCCAACCUCCUUCCACCCUCCUUCCACCCUCCUUCCAACCUCCUUCCACCCUCCUGCCAACCUCCUUCCACCCUCCUUCCAACCUCCUUCCACCCUCCUUCCACCCUCCUUUCAACCUCCUUCCACCCUCCUUCCAACCUCCUUCCAACCUCCUUCCACCCUCCUCCCAACCUUCUUCCAACCUCCUUCCAACCUCCUUCCACCCUCCUUCCAACCCUCCUUCCAACCUCCUUCCAACCUCCUUCCAACCUCCUUCCAACCUCCUUCCAACCUCCUUCCACCCUCCUUCUUACCCUCCUUCUACCCUCCUUCCGCUCUCCUUCUACCCUCCCUCCAACCUCCCUCCAACCUCCUUCUACCCUCCUUCCGCCCUCCUUCUAA